Molecule: messenger RNA, 1426 nt
Organism: Nyctereutes procyonoides (raccoon dog)
Lineage: Eukaryota; Metazoa; Chordata; Mammalia; Carnivora; Canidae
Gene: ACTA2
Product: actin alpha 2, smooth muscle
Exons: 9
Coding region: 147-1280 (377 amino acids)
Source: RefSeq, a predicted model, not a curated record
CCGAGCGGCUCUGCUCCUUGUUUGGGAAGCCAGUGGGAGGGAGGCCGGCCAAGGGGCUAUAUAACCCCAGGGCCAGGCCACCCGAGCACCAGCCGCCUGAGCCCAGCCAGCACCGUUGGGGACCCGGUGAAGCAGCUGCAGCCGCCAUGUGUGAGGAAGAGGACAGCACCGCCCUGGUGUGUGACAAUGGCUCCGGGCUCUGCAAGGCCGGCUUCGCGGGCGACGACGCGCCCAGGGCGGUGUUCCCAUCCAUCGUGGGCCGCCCCAGACAUCAGGGUGUGAUGGUGGGGAUGGGACAAAAGGACAGCUACGUGGGUGACGAAGCUCAGAGCAAGCGCGGGAUCCUGACCUUGAAGUACCCGAUAGAACACGGCAUCAUCACCAACUGGGACGACAUGGAAAAGAUCUGGCACCACUCUUUCUACAAUGAGCUCCGUGUCGCCCCCGAAGAGCAUCCCACCCUGCUCACCGAGGCGCCCUUGAACCCCAAAGCCAACCGGGAGAAAAUGACCCAGAUCAUGUUUGAGACUUUCAACGUCCCAGCCAUGUACGUGGCUAUUCAGGCAGUGCUUUCCCUCUACGCCUCUGGGCGCACGACCGGCAUCGUGCUGGACUCCGGGGACGGCGUCACCCACAACGUGCCCAUCUACGAGGGCUACGCCCUGCCGCAUGCCAUCAUGCGCCUGGACCUGGCCGGCCGCGACCUCACCGACUACCUCAUGAAGAUCCUUACCGAGCGCGGCUACUCCUUCGUGACGACCGCCGAGCGGGAGAUCGUGCGUGACAUCAAGGAGAAGCUCUGCUACGUGGCCCUGGACUUUGAGAACGAGAUGGCCACAGCGGCGUCCUCCUCGUCCCUGGAGAAGAGCUACGAGCUGCCCGAUGGGCAGGUGAUCACCAUCGGCAACGAGCGCUUCCGCUGCCCAGAGACGCUGUUCCAGCCGUCCUUCAUCGGCAUGGAGUCUGCCGGCAUCCAUGAGACCACCUACAACAGCAUCAUGAAGUGUGACAUCGACAUCAGGAAAGACCUGUACGCCAACAACGUCCUCUCGGGGGGCACCACCAUGUACCCCGGCAUCGCCGACCGCAUGCAGAAGGAGAUCACCGCCCUGGCGCCCAGCACCAUGAAGAUCAAGAUCAUCGCCCCUCCGGAGCGCAAGUACUCUGUGUGGAUCGGCGGCUCCAUCCUGGCCUCACUGUCCACCUUCCAGCAGAUGUGGAUCAGCAAACAGGAGUACGACGAGGCAGGCCCGUCCAUCGUGCACCGCAAAUGCUUCUAAGACGCUUCCUUGCUCUGUGUCUGGCGCGCGAUUGUGAAUGUUCUGUGGAAUAAUGCCUUCCAUUCUUUUCCAAAUCAUUCCCAGCAAAGCUCUGACUUGUUACCUGUGUGUUUUUUUUUAAUAAAUCUGCAGUACGUUACUGGUUA